Messenger RNA from Komagataella phaffii GS115, 561 nucleotides. RefSeq lists its product as uncharacterized. NCBI's taxonomy places the organism in Eukaryota, Fungi, Ascomycota, Pichiomycetes, Pichiales, Pichiaceae. The transcript has a single exon. The record is from RefSeq and is a predicted model, not a curated record. Gene Ontology annotation, cellular component: 90S preribosome. Gene Ontology annotation, biological process: ribosomal small subunit biogenesis. The coding region runs from base 1 to 561 and encodes 186 amino acids.
AUGUCUAAUAGGAAAGAAAUAAAGUACAAGAAUGAACUGCAGGCAAAGUUUCAGUAUGCCAUAAGUCAAUCAAACAGUAAGGUGGCUUCGUGGGUCAUAACCCCUCAGAAAACUACAACUAGUGAGUCUGCGGACUAUGCUAACGCAUUUUUGAACCUACCGGUGAUACGACAGGGAUCUGGGCUGGGAUCUGCUAAUAAUGACGAUGCAGAUGAAGAGAGUACUAUUGGCACCAUAGGAGAUUUUGUUAAUGGUACCAAGAACCUUUCUACCAUGACCAAAAAACAGAAGAUGAAAAGUCAAGUGGAUGACAAAUUGGCCAGAAUCAACAAUCGCCACAGAGUUUCCAAAGAUGACAGUAAGGUGAUACAAUCUUUGAAAAACAAGAUGAGAAACGACGAUAGAAGGAGGUUUCGUCAAGAAAACUUGGAGAAACAGAACUCACAACGAAAUCAGAAUGAUGCCAGCGACUCGAGUGACGAAGAACAAAUCUCAAGGUCGGUGAAGAAAGGAAGUAAUCUUCUAAUUGAGGCUAAGAUGGGCAAGAGAAAGGGUAAAUAG